GUGGAGAUGAGAUCAGCCACAAAAGAAAAACGUUCAGAUGAAUGCUUACAUGCACUUGAACAGACUUGGGUGCCAAACAUAUAAGCGAGCCGUUCUACAUAUGACAGCUACAUGCAAUGUUUCAUUAGUGGAUGUGACCCAGUUUGAUCUGCGUUAGCUUCGGUGCAGAAGGAAGUGAUGCAAGACAUUAACCUCAAGAGAACGUGCAAUUCUGCAUUGUAACAUCACACACAGGCUGCAGCGCUGGCUUAUCAGCUCACAGCAGCUUUCUGUCAGGGCUUCUUGGCCAAGCGGCUAUCAGAAAGAACACACCACUGUCACCAUAGGAAACUCACCCCUGUCUUUUCCUUUAGUCUGUUGUCAUCGUGAGGGAUUGUUCUGAGCCACUUUGACAUUCACAAUGUAAGUUUUCACCUCAUUAGUAUGCAUUUCAUUUGUUUAAUGUCACAGUACUGUCAAAACUUUCAGGUCAGAACCAAAUGGACGGUUCUGGUGGAAAAGAUACUGAAGCAAAACAAACAGGUAAUGAGAAGUUGGAACUUCCUGUUCUGACUCAACCUGGCCUCGGAGUGACCACGACAACAGUGACCACUAUCACUCAAACCGGAGGAGACUGGAGCACAGGACUGUUUGACGUGUGCAGUGACACCAGCACGUUUCUGAUGGGUGCGUUUAUGCCGUGCUGUUUGGACCUGAGUCUGGCUCAUCAGUAUGGAGAAUGCAUGUGUCUGCCUCUGCUGCCUGGCUCCACGUUCGCCAUGAGGGUGGGCAUUCGAGAGCGCUUUAAAAUCAGGGGCAGUGUGUGUGAGGACUGGACUACGGUAUACUGCUGCUACCCUCUGGCCCUCUGUCAGAUGAUCAGAGAGAUGAAGAAGAGGCUGAAGACACAGAUCUACACCGUUUCUACCGCGCUGGAGAGCUCCUGAGACACUGUGUGUGUGUGUGUGUGUGUAUAUACAGCUCAGAUUUUCUUCUCAUCUGUGUUUUUGGCGAUGCUAAAAGACUGAAGGGCUGUCUCAGCUGUCAGGAUGUUUAUUACCCAGGGUCCUGAACUUCACGCAGGGUUAGACAUAUCAGUAACUCUCUGCUUGAAGAUUGAUGCCGCUGACAUUUCAAACUGACGGAGAGAUGGAGUGACAGAUGGGUGGAGAGACGGAUGAGUGGAGAAGAGGUUUCUGAUGGCUUCUGGGACUGUGUAUGCUUUGAUUUCAGACUGCUCUCUCACGGUACAUAUACAUAUGUAGGUUUCGCUACAUGAAUUCAGUCUGGAUUGUGUCUCUUCUUUAAUUGUUUCAAAGUCAGUCAAAACUGAUGUGACAUCUCAUCUCUCGUUUUAUCUCAAAUAAAGUGUAUUAUAAAAAUC
Messenger RNA from Onychostoma macrolepis, 1363 nucleotides. RefSeq names its product PLAC8 like 1 (gene plac8l1). Lineage: Eukaryota; Metazoa; Chordata; Actinopteri; Cypriniformes; Cyprinidae. The record is from RefSeq and is a predicted model, not a curated record. Bases 480 to 926 code for a protein of 148 amino acids. The transcript has 5 exons.